AUGGACCGAAUUUUUCGCACGCUGCUCAAAGCACAGCAAGCAGCCAUUGCAAAGAUUUUCGAUCUUCGGCCCGGAGCCGAAUUUUUCGCCGCCAUUGAGGUGGCAGAGCAGAGGAAUCUUCCACUGGUUUGCGGGGAUCGCGACGUCGACGAGACGAUGCACGACCUGAAGGAGGCAUUUCUGAAAGACUGGUGGUCGCUCCUCACCUCCUCGUCCCAAGUGUCAAUGCCCCAGAUCAUGCAUGCAGAUGGCAUCGAGCAGCUUCGUGAUCGUGAGAUGAUCGCUCGCCUGCGCGAAGAGUUGAAAGAUCGCGGCCCCAACGUCCUCAGAGUCAUGCUGCACGAGCGUGACGAGCUUAUGGCCAAGCAUCUCCUUACUUGCGGAGGAAAGCGGGUUCUCGCUGUUGUGGGUGCAGCUCACCUCGAUGGCUUGGAGACGCACUGGCUCGAACAGGAAAAGCAGAUACCUUGCUGA
Molecule: messenger RNA, 474 nt
Organism: Symbiodinium sp. CCMP2592
Lineage: Eukaryota; Dinophyceae; Suessiales; Symbiodiniaceae
Source: the annotation of a GenBank genome assembly